AUGUUGGAAAAAGAUCCCGCGUUAAGCACUCAAUAUAACGACGUGCUCACUGAGUAUAUAACCCUCGAUCAUAUGGAAGAAACAACUUCUCUCGUAAGACCAGAAAGCAAAUCUACGAAGGUUAGGGUUGUUUUCAAUGCUUCCCGCAAAACUAAGUCAGGGUUUUCAUUAAACGACGUUCUUUAUACUGGUCCCACACUUCAAGCUGAUCUGAUGACAGUGAUAUUAAAUUGGCGUUUUUACAAAUUUGUUUUCAGCGGUGACAUACAAAAAAUGUAUCGUCAGAUAUUAGUCAAUCCCCAAGACAGACCGUUUCAGAGAAUACUCUUCCAAAAAUCCCCCCGGGAGGCCAUCAAAGAUUACCAGUUAAAGACUGUUACAUUUGGUAUAAAUUGUGCACCAUUUUUAGCCAUUAGGACAUUAAUCCAGUUAGCGUCUGAUUCCGAAGAUAAGUUUCCCAAAGCAGCUGAUAUAUUACGUAGAGAAACUUAUGUAGACGACAUUCUAACUGGUGGUCAUUCUCUCGAAGAGGUUAUAAAAUCCCAGAAAGAGCUGGUGCAAACUCUAGAAUCAGCUGGUUUCUUAUUAAAGAAAUUAACCUCCAAUAACUCUCGUUUGUUAGCUUCUUUUCCCAAAGAAGAUCUUUAUGAUUCUGAUUUUCUCAAAUUUCAUGAUUCCAGUGCGACAAAAACUCUCGGCAUUCGCUGGAACGCACUGACUGAUUCGUUCACAUAUACUUUUGAAUCUAUUCCUCAAGAAACAAAAAUAACCAAACGCAAAAUCGUAUCUUCAGUAGCCAAAUUGUUCGAUCCAGCUGGCUGGAUAUCACCCGUAGUCAUUAAAGGCAAAAUUCUCAUUCAGCAAUUAUGGCUGGAACGAAUCGAUUGGGAUGAUUUUGUCAGUACAGAUUCUCUCCGAAUCUGGAAUGAAAUCGUAAGCGAUCUCUCGCAUAUAAAUGAAAUCCAAAUCCCUCGUUGGAUUCAGUUCACUCCCGUUGAUACUAUUCAAAUUCACGGAUUCUGUGAUGCCUCCAAAUUGGCGUAUUGUGCAGCAGUAUAUAUUAGAAUACAAACAUCUUCUCCUGUCGUUUUUUCGCAUUUGCUAGUUUCCAAAAGCAAAGUAGCACCAUUAGCAUCUACAACUUUACCGCGCUUGGAACUUUCUGGCGCAGUUAUGCUAGCUAAACUAGUACAAUAUACGAUAUCUUCGCUUAAUAUGAAAAAUCACGAAAUCAUUUUAUGGUGUGACUCAUCGAUUGUUUUAGGAUGGCUUGCUAAGCCACCUUCAACCUGGAAAGAAAUCUAUGUUUCUAAUCGUGUAGGCCAAAUCCAUAAAUUAUUGCCAAAUGCAAAAUGGCGCCAUGUUCCAACUCAUUUCAAUCCCGCUGAUCUAGGUUCCAGAGGAUGCAGACCACAGGACUUAAUCAACAACCAACUUUGGUGGCAGGGCCCACCAUGGCUUACAAACCCGGUUUCGGAAUGGCCACAGAAUAAUCCGUUGAAUACCACGAAAUCUCCCGAAAUUUCUAUUCUUAAGCAAACACAAACCCAAAGCUUAACGGUUCCCAUCAGUAGCUUUCAAACUACAGUCUCUUCCGUAGACAUUCUUAAAAGAUUCUCCUCCUACACGAGAUCGUUAAGAGUUCUUGCAUACGUUUUUCGAUAUAUUCGGCGUUUUAAACCUUCGUUUGCCAAUCAAACCAACAACUUAGCUGAUCACAAUUCUCAACUCAGUCAACAGGAAGUCAAUUCUGUAAAGUCCAGAUUAAUAAUGUUAGCUCAGAAAGAAUUCUACCAGCGUGAAUAUGAAUUACUCUCUGAAAAUCAGCCCAUUCCAAAAGACAGCUCUUUAUUCACAUUAAAUCCAUUUCUAGACUCCAAAGACUUUUCCUUUCUAUUUCUAAAAGUUCUUACUUCAGCGAGUGGUCAGGAAGAAAAGACUGGUUACAAUAGUGAACUUGCACUCGUUAAUCGUCAUGUCAAAAGUUUAAUGUCAAAUGACUUGGAAGUGUUCUGA
Messenger RNA from Lucilia sericata (common green bottle fly), 2016 nucleotides. RefSeq lists its product as uncharacterized. The record is from RefSeq and is a predicted model, not a curated record. The transcript is spliced from 3 exons. NCBI's taxonomy places the organism in Eukaryota, Metazoa, Arthropoda, Insecta, Diptera, Calliphoridae. Bases 1 to 2016 code for a protein of 671 amino acids.